Messenger RNA from Miscanthus lutarioriparius, 2109 nucleotides. The record is from the annotation of a GenBank genome assembly. Lineage: Eukaryota; Viridiplantae; Streptophyta; Magnoliopsida; Poales; Poaceae.
AUGGCCUCCUUCACCUGCUCCCAGGUCGGCGCGACGGCAGCGGGCGGAGCAUCGCCCUUCCUCGGCUACCGGCGGCGGAGCGGAGCCACCCCGUCGAGCUCCCUCUUCGUGGGCCGGCGGCUGGUGGCGGCGGUGCGGAUGCGCGCGCCCUCUCGCGGGGCCGCCCGUGGGGGCUCCGCGCUGCGGGUCACGUGCGAGAAGGUGGUGGGGAUCGACCUGGGCACCACCAACUCCGCGGUUGCCGCCAUGGAGGGCGGCAAGCCGACGGUCGUCACCAACGCCGAGGGCGCGCGCACCACGCCCUCCGUCGUGGCGUAUACCAAGACCGGGGAGCGCCUCGUGGGGCAGAUCGCUAAGCGCCAGGCGGUCGUCAACCCCGAGAACACCUUCUUCUCUGUCAAGCGCUUCAUCGGCCGCAAGAUGUCUGAGGUCGACGACGAGGCCAAGCAGGUCUCGUACGGCGUUGUCAAGGACGAGAACGGCAACGUCAAGCUCGACUGCCCCGCUAUCGGCAAGCAGUUCGCUGCCGAGGAGAUUUCCGCGCAGGUUUUGAGGAAGUUGGUGGAUGAUGCAUCUAAGUUUCUUAAUGAGAAAAUUACAAAAGCAGUGGUUACAGUCCCAGCAUACUUCAAUGAUUCACAAAGGACAGCAACUAAAGAUGCUGGCCGCAUUGCAGGACUGGAAGUUCUCCGUAUUAUAAAUGAACCAACUGCUGCAUCAUUGGCCUAUGGUUUUGAGAAGAAAAAUAAUGAAACAAUUCUAGUGUUUGAUUUGGGAGGCGGUACCUUUGAUGUAUCUGUAUUGGAGGUUGGAGAUGGUGUGUUUGAGGUGCUUUCCACAUCAGGUGACACACACCUUGGUGGUGAUGACUUUGAUAAGAGAAUAGUAGAUUGGCUUGCUAGCAACUUCAAGAAAGAUGAAGGUAUUGAUCUUCUGAAGGAUAAACAAGCCCUUCAGAGGCUUACUGAGGCAGCAGAGAAAGCUAAGAUGGAACUGUCAACGCUGACACAGGCAAAUAUUAGCCUGCCAUUCAUUACUGCUACUGCUGAUGGGCCAAAACACAUUGAGGCAACCCUCUCGAGAGCCAAAUUCGAGGAACUAUGUUCAGACCUUAUAGACAGGCUUAAAACUCCUGUUAAUAAUGCCUUGAGAGAUGCCAAGUUGUCUGUCAGUGAUCUAGAUGAAGUUAUUCUUGUGGGUGGAUCCACCCGAAUCCCUGCAGUUCAAGAACUUGUGAGGAAGCUUACUGAUAAGGAUCCCAAUGUUACGGUCAACCCUGAUGAGGUUGUUUCUCUUGGGGCAGCUGUGCAGGGUGGGGUUUUGGCGGGAGACGUGAAAGAUGUCGUUCUUCUGGAUGUUACUCCAUUAUCUCUUGGUUUGGAGACAUUGGGUGGAGUGAUGACAAAGAUUAUCCCCAGGAAUACCACAUUGCCCACUUCAAAAUCGGAGGUAUUCUCAACAGCUGCAGAUGGACAGACGAGCGUUGAGAUUAAUGUUCUCCAGGGAGAAAGAGAGUUUGUCAGGGACAACAAGUCCCUUGGAAGCUUCCGGUUGGAUGGGAUCCCUCCUGCACCUCGUGGUGUCCCACAAAUUGAAGUGAAGUUUGAUAUUGAUGCAAAUGGUAUCCUCUCAGUUGCUGCCAUUGAUAAGGGCACUGGAAAGAAACAGGACAUCACCAUCACUGGUGCUAGUACGCUACCUAAGGAUGAGGUUGAGAGAAUGGUAGAAGAAGCCGAUAAGUUUGCAAAGGAGGACAAAGAGAAGAGAGAUGCAAUUGACACCAAAAACCAGGCGGACUCUGUGGCCUACCAGACUGAGAAGCAACUCAAGGAGCUUGGCGACAAAGUCCCCGCUCCCGUGAAAGAGAAGGUGGACAUGAAACUCCAGGAGCUCAAAGACGCCAUUUCUGGUGGAUCAACACAGAGUAUGAAGGACGCCAUGGCUGCUUUGAACCAAGAGGUGAUGCAGAUUGGCCAGGCAAUGUAUAACCAGCCUGGUUCCAGUGCUGCUGGGCCUACUCCUGGUGCUGAGGCUGGACCUACACCUGGUACCGGACCAGCGCAGAAUGAUGGGGAUGUCAUUGACGCGGACUUCACAGAUAGCAAUUGA